AUGCUGGGUGUUCAUAAAUCGUGGAAACCCGAGGUCCUGCACCGUCUGCUAGACCUGCUCUGUGCAACCAACAGCGGUGCUGGAGGCGCCAAUUUCUUCGAAAAUCUGCCUUUUGUCGACCGAGGCAGCCUACCCGAUGCCGAAGAACUCUAUUUUGCCAAGGAGAACCGUAUCUUUUCU
Dibothriocephalus latus is the source of this 180-nucleotide messenger RNA. The record is from the annotation of a GenBank genome assembly. NCBI's taxonomy places the organism in Eukaryota, Metazoa, Platyhelminthes, Cestoda, Diphyllobothriidea, Diphyllobothriidae.